AUGCUAUCGGCGCUACGACGAGCUGACCUAUCUGUUCGCCGAUCGUCCCCGUCAGCACCGCUCUUCCUUGCUCGCCCGAUGUCGAAUCAGCCUGACGUCGGUCAGCGUACCUACAAGGAUGCAAUCAGGCUGCUCAAUGGCUUGCAAAGUAAUGCAGCCGUGCUCGAGCAAAUAAGGGCAUCAGGCGGUGGACAGACAGAAUAUACCAUACCAGAGACGGUCGAGUAUCUCGCAAGGAUAGGCUACCAGCCCGACGAUCUAGACAGACUCGGCGUCUUACACGUCACCGGCACAAAGGGCAAAGGCUCAACGUCUGCCUUCUGCGACUCCAUCUUGCGCACCCUGGCACCCGAUAGCCGCGUCGGUCUCUACACCUCGCCGCAUCUCGUGACAGUCAGAGAACGCAUACGGAUCAAUGGCGUGCCCAUCGAUGAACAACGCUUCUCGCGGUACUUUUUCGAUAUAUGGGACAGACUUGAGAGCUCGCCAAAACGUGCAAGGGAGUCGACCCCGCUCAGACCGGCUUACUUUCGCUAUCUCACCCUGAUGGCCUUUCACGCGUUCCUCUCCGAGGACGUAGAUGCUACCGUGCUAGAGGUCGGCAUGGGCGGCCUGUAUGACACUACCAACAUCAUCCCUCAGCCGAUAGUAACGGCAGUCACCGUUCUUGGCCUCGAUCAUGUUGCAGUCCUCGGCAAUACCAUCGAAAAGAUUGCAGCACAAAAGGGUGGCAUUUUCAAAAAAGGCGUGCCUGCUCUCACAGUCCCCCAAGAAUCUCCCGCCAUGAGAGUCCUGCAGACCUGCGCAGAGCGUGCUCAAGCCUCAGAAAUGAUCGUCGUACCAGAGCAUCCCCAACUGCAAAAGUUCGCAUUAGGUCUGCCGGGCGUACACCAACGGUCGAAUGCUUCUUUAGCUGCUGCGAUGAUAGAUGCGUUCAUGUCUUCGCAAAAAUUGCCUGUCAAGUUCAAAACGCUGCUCGGGGAGCUGCCAACUGAGUUUGAUGAGGACGAGGACGAUGACGACGAGCUGCCGCCGAUUCGCCAAGCUUCGAUCGCAGAGCCGACCACUCAACGAACUACAAACGACGUCUCUGUACCUCUAGACGAUCGGAUACUUCAAGGACUCAUCAAUGCGCGCUGGCCCGGACGAUGUCAGCGAGUUCCAGACCCCAACAUCACUGACCGGCCCAACGUCGAAUGGUUUCUAGACGGCGCGCAUACCAAGGAAUCUCUUGAAUGGUGUGCCAAAUGGUAUGUCGAAGUAGCUUCGGGCGAGACUUCCUCAAAGCGUGUCCUUGUGUUCAACUGUACCAGCGGUCGCUCCGCAAAAGAACUGCUGGGCGCGAUGGCGCAAGCUUUGUCGUCUCCGAGAAGCCAGCGCGCACUGUUCGAUACUGCCAUCUUCUGCACGAAUCUCACGUAUGCAGACGGCUUCAGUUCCGAACUCACUGCCCAUGCUUCUGACUCUGACAGCCUGAAGCAUCUGACCGUGCAGAAGGAAUGCGCGACCGCUUGGCGUGCGCUCGAGAGGAACGGCACGCUGGAGCAGCACGUGCUCGUGCUUCCUUCGAUCGAGCAAGCGAUACAACAUAUCACCGAACUCGCGGCUCGGGACAAAGCGCAGCCUGUCGACGUCCUGGUGACUGGCAGUCUCCACCUUAUCGGCGGCGUCAUGCAAGUCGCGAGCCUGCCGCUCUGA
Messenger RNA from Mixia osmundae IAM 14324, 1698 nucleotides. RefSeq lists its product as uncharacterized. Gene Ontology annotation, cellular component: cytoplasm; mitochondrion; cytosol. Gene Ontology annotation, molecular function: tetrahydrofolylpolyglutamate synthase activity; ATP binding. The transcript has 5 exons. Gene Ontology annotation, biological process: tetrahydrofolylpolyglutamate biosynthetic process. The record is from RefSeq and is a predicted model, not a curated record. The coding region runs from base 1 to 1698 and encodes 565 amino acids. Lineage: Eukaryota; Fungi; Basidiomycota; Mixiomycetes; Mixiales; Mixiaceae.